AUGUCUCAGGUUUCGGAAGGUCAAGGUGAACAUUGUCCACUUUGCGCUAAUAAACAACGACUAGUACCACUUUGGUUCCAAGAAAGCACCGAGACGUGGAUAAAAUGUGAUUUAUGUCAGGUCUGGUGUCAUGCGAGUUGUCUCAAACUUCCUUCCGAAGAAUGUGAUAGAAUUGAUGAAUAUCAUUGUCCAGAAUGCACAAAAUCUUAUGGUCCUAGUAUUUAUAAAGUUGGCAUAAGGAAGUCUCAACGAGAACAUUCUAAAGUCAAUUAUGCUGAUUUAGAAAAUGGUUUAACCGGCAAUCCUUAUAAAUGGAAACGUGUUCUUGAUUCAAAAUUGUUCCAAAAACACAAAUUCCGAAAGGUACGUGGCGAACAGCUGACAAUAGAUUGGAUACGUUGGUUUGGUCUUGAAGAACCUAUCAUUAUCGAAAGUUCCGAUGGCCUUGAUAUGAAAAUGCCCCAUAAGGACAUCACAGUUAGCGAAAUUGCCGAAGCUGUUGGAUAUGACACUCCGGUAGAUGUAAUAGAUGUUUCUACCCAACAAGAAAUUCCUGAUUGGAACAUGUAUAAAUGGGCUACUUAUUUCGAUGGUCCUAAACGUGACCAGGUUUUAAAUGUAAUUAGCCUAGAAGUGAGCGACACAUCCUUUGGUAAAUCAAUAGUCCGUCCACGCAUUGUAAGAGAGCUUGACUGGGUCGAGAACAUGUGGCCCUUACAUACGAAAAAUAUCGAAUAUCCUAAAGUUCAGCUUUAUUGCCUUAUGAGCAUUAAGGAUAGCUUCACUGAUUUUCAUAUCGAUUUCGGUGGAACGUCCGUUUUUUAUCAUGUCAUAAAAGGAUCAAAAGUAUUUUAUUUUGUUCCACCAACGCCAUCCAAUUUAAAAAGGUAUUCUAGAUGGAUAUCCUCACCAGAACAAUCCAUGACCUUUUUUGCUGAUUUGGUCAAAGAUAGUUAUGAAGUGAAAUUAGUUGCUGGUAAUACCAUGAUAAUUCCUACCGGAUGGAUUCAUGCAGUAUAUACGCCAGAUGAUUCGAUAGUCAUCGGGGGCAAUUUUUUACAGGGGUUUAAUAUUAGAGGUCAAUUGGCAGUUUAUGAUAUUGAAAAACGUACUAAUGUCCCGAUAAAAUAUCGAUUUCCAUAUUUCGAGAAAAUGUGUUGGUAUGCAGGGAAGUAUUAUAAUGAGAUACUUAAAGAGGAUCCAUUAUCCUUAUCUCAAUGGGAGUUGAAAGGUAUAGUAGAUUUAGCUUUAUUUUUACUUGACUUAGCCGGUAGAUUUGGGUCAGGUAAUGAAUCAACGACAGAAGAACAACAAUUAAUAAAGGACAAUAUUCCGGAAGAAAUAUCUGAUCCUACAAGGCUAACGAAAAGGUUGAGUAGGAGAAUAAACAGAAUAAUCAGCCAAGGUAACGUGGAUUUUGAAGAAGAAUUAGAGGACAAAAAUCAUAAUUUAAAAUCACGUAGUGAUAACAAUUCCGGAAAAGCGUGGGAAAAUUCUGUAAGUGGUUCCACAAAAAUCAAAUUAAGAGUUAAGAGACGAAUUGUAGAUGAAGAUCAUGAGAGAAGGGUUAAAUGGACGAAAACCAAUAAUUCCGUUCCGCCGCGACCGUCACCAUAUAAUUAUAGUAUUUAUAGUUAUGAUGAAAAUGAUCGAGAAUCAUCAACUUCACCGACCCCGGAAGAAAUAGUAAGGGUUGAACAAAUAAUAAAGGAAAAAAUUCGCGAGUUUGAGAAAGAAAAGUUACAAAAAUUGGAAGAAACAGAAAAGUUUCAUUGGGAAGAGAUAUAA
This is a messenger RNA of Funneliformis mosseae, 1788 nucleotides long. The record is from the annotation of a GenBank genome assembly. NCBI's taxonomy places the organism in Eukaryota, Fungi, Glomeromycota, Glomeromycetes, Glomerales, Glomeraceae.